AUGGCACAGAAAGGAGUUCAGCUGGACCAAGAAACCUUUUCUUGUUCCAUUUGUUUGGAUCUACUGAAGGAUCCGGUGACUACAACCUGUGGACACAGCUACUGCAGGAACUGUAUUAAAACCCACUUUGAUGAAGAGGACAGGAAGGGAAUCCACAGCUGCCCUCAGUGCAGGAAGACGUUCACACCGAGGCCUGUCCUGGAGAAAAACAUCAUGUUAGCAGCUUUAGUGGAGCAGCUGAAGAAGACUGGACUCCAAGCUGCUCCAGCUGAUCACUGCUAUGCUGGACCUGAAGAUCUCCAGGAGAACAUCUGCUCUCGUCAUAAAGGCCAUGAAACAGUCCCAGCUGCAGCAGAAAGAACUGAGAAGCAGAAGGAGCUCGAGGUGAGACGACUAAACAUCCAGCAGAGAAUCCAGGAGCGAGAGAAAGAUGUGAAGCUGCUUCAACAGGAGGUGGAGGCCAUCAAUGGCUCUGCUGAUAAAGCAGUGGAGGACAGUGAGAAGAUGUUCACAAAGCUGAUCCGUCUCAUCAGGAGAAGAAGCUCUGAUGUGAAGCAGCAGGUCAGAUCCCAGCAGGAAACUGAAGUGAGUCGAGUCAAAGAGCUUCAGGAGAAGCUGGAGCAGGAGAUCGCUGAGCUGAAGAGGAAAGACGGCGAGCUGGAGCAGCUCUCACACACAGAGGAUCACAACCAGUUUCUACACAACUACCCCUCACUGUCAGCACUCAGUGAGUCUACACACUCAUCCAGCAUCAAUAUUCGUCCUCUGAGCUACUUUGAGGAUGUGACAGCAGCUGUGUCAGAGACCAGAGAUAAACUACAGGACAUUCUGAGAGAGGAAUGGACAAACAUCUCACUGACAGUCACUGAAGUGGAUGUUUUACUGUCACCACCAGAGCCAAAGACCAGAGCUGGAUUCUUAAAAUAUUCACAUGAAAUCACACUGGAUCCAAACACAGCACACACACAUCUGUUAUUAUCUGAGGGGAACAGAAAAGCAACCAGAAUGAAUCAAUCACAGCCUUAUUCUGAUCAUCCAGACAGAUUCACUGAGUAUUGUCAGGUCCUGAGCAGAGAGAGUCUGAGUGGACGUUGUUACUGGGAGGUGGAGUGGAGAGGGAGAGGCAUUGUGGUAGCAGUCGCAUACAAGAAUAUUAGCAGAGCAAGGAGCUCAAAUGAAUGUGGAUUUGGAUACAAUGACAAAUCUUGGGCAUUAUAUUGUGUCACAAACAGUUAUAAAUUUCAGCACAACAAUGUUAACACUGUCCUCUCAGGUCCUCAUUCCUCCAGAGUAGGAGUGUACCUGGAUCACAGAGCAGGUAUUCUGUCUUUCUACAGCGUCUCUGAAACCAUGACUCUCCUCCACAGAGUCCAGACCACAUUCACUCAGCCGCUCUAUGCUGGACUUUAUCUUUAUGGACUUGGUGCCACUGCAGAGCUGAUUAAAGUCAAAUAGAGAAGACAGGUUCAUGUUGAUCCCUGACCAUUAUA
Molecule: messenger RNA, 1490 nt
Organism: Pelmatolapia mariae (spotted tilapia)
Lineage: Eukaryota; Metazoa; Chordata; Actinopteri; Cichliformes; Cichlidae
Product: tripartite motif-containing protein 16-like protein
Exons: 2
Coding region: 1-1455 (484 amino acids)
Molecular function (GO): protein binding
Source: RefSeq, a predicted model, not a curated record